Molecule: messenger RNA, 773 nt
Organism: Amphibalanus amphitrite
Lineage: Eukaryota; Metazoa; Arthropoda; Thecostraca; Balanomorpha; Balanidae
Product: telomerase protein component 1-like
Exons: 6
Biological process (GO): telomere maintenance via recombination
Cellular component (GO): telomerase holoenzyme complex
Molecular function (GO): telomerase activity; telomerase RNA binding
Source: RefSeq, a predicted model, not a curated record
AUGCUCGAACUGAUUGACAACGUGGUGGUGCUGGGCUCUGGAGCGGCCACGUGGCACCUGAACCGUACCCUGCAGCUCUACAGGGAGACGGUCAACCCGGGCCUGCAGUUCGUCAACGUCGACCUCAUUCACACUCAGGCCGAGAACAGCCACCUGAAGGACGACCCCCUGAACGUCAACCUGUUUGGCUUCAGCGACCAGAUCCUGCGGUUCGUGGCUGACCGCGGCACCACGGGUCAGCUGGCCGCCGUGGAGGCUAUCGAUGUCAAAUACAACCUGCGCCGUGACAUCAGACUGCCGGCCAUCAACCUGCGGGAGGCCAUCCUGGCCUCCGAGGCCGGCCUGGGCGUGGCACGCUGGCGCACGGUGCGAGUUUUCAUCUCGUCCACCUUCCUGGACUUCCACGGCGAGCGUGAUCUGCUGAUCCGUCACGCGCUGCCGGAGCUGCGCAGCCGCGCCCGGGCGCUCCGCCUGGACCUUCAGGUGGUCGACCUGCGCUGGGGAAUCACUGCUCAGGACGCCGAGAGCGCCAGGCAGGUGGAGCUGUGUCUCUCCGAGGUGGACCGCUGUCAGCUGUUUGUGGGCCUGCUGGGCGCGCGUACCGGCCAGACCGCUGACACCAGCCGGGUCACAGACCCGCGUCUUCUCGAGUUCCUGGCCACCCAGAAGGACGAGCUGUCCCUCACCGCCCUGGAGAUGCUGUACGCCACACGGGACGCGGAGCGGGCCCGCCAGACGGCCGUCUUCUACGAGCGGGACCCGGCCUUCAUCAG